AGAUAUAAUACAUGAGAAGACUUUCCCUAGAAGACUUUUGGAAGACUUCGAUUUAGGCAGAAAACCUAAAUUCUUCUAAAAUUUAGGCGGGAUAUGCCAGAAGAUAUCUUGGUAAGUUUUCUCUGAGUCUUCUAGGCCCUAUAAUCAAAUAACUAAGCAAAAAACACUUAUUUAAACUUAAAAGAAACUUAGAAAAUGUUUAAAUCAAGUUAUUAGAUAGUCACUAAACACAUAUAGGUCAAUUUUUUUUAAAAGAUAAUAUUUCAAAAUCUAACCCUAAAAAUACCAACAAUACUAUAACAUAUGUUACCUAAACCAAAAACUAUCAUGAUUUAAUUUACAUUCACUCAUCUAUGUUGAAAAUAAUUAAAUUUUAGUAAAACUAAAUUUACAUCAUUUAGAAAUGUUCAUUAUUAUAUGAUUUCAAUUUUUUUUCCAUUAAAAUAUGUUUUGUAAAAAUUUAAAUUAUUUUAAAGAUCGACUGAAUUCUCUGAGAAGAGUUCUUUCUAAGUCUUCUCACGCGGAUGGUUAUAAUAGUAAAACUUAAUACAAGUUUUUUGUUUGGUCAUAAAGAUGUUGUAAUUUUACUAGACUUUUGGGAUACUUUUGCAUUUGAUUGAAUUUAGAAUACAUUUUUGUAUUCAAAAUUAAGUUUUGAGUCAUUUUUGGCAAUUUCCGCAAAAAAUUAUUGAAAAAUAACAAAUAAUCAAAAUACUUAAAAUCAUAGAGAAAAUGACAAAUAAACAAAAUAUUAAUUAAAAUUAUUGACAACAUGAUAAAUAUAAAAAAUAACCAAAAAUCAUAGAGAAUAUGACAAGUAAACAAAAUCAUUUCUCAAAUAAUAGUAUAGAUACCAAAAUCAGACUAGGUCCGUUAAGCAAUAUUGGUGACUCUACUAGAAAACAAAACAUACUAUAUUGUUAGCAUAUUUUAGGCGGGAUAUUUGUAUGUAUUACGGAUCAGUAACAAACAAUAUAGAAGGAAGAAUCGAGAUUAAAAGAGAUAUAUGUGUUAUUGAUCGUCUGAGCUGAAACUACAAUUUUUAGUGUAUAAACUUUAGUUCUGUCUGGGUAGCUCUAUUCUCUUAGUCUUUGAAUGUCCAUCUUUUGUUUUAGGGUUCAUGCUUAGGUUUUCUCAUCUAUAAUAAACCUUUCUGUAAUUUUUGCAUCUAUAUAACGUAACUAAUGUUUGGUCCGGUUAACUGGAUAAUUGUAAGAUCACUGAAACCUUUUUUUAAGAAGAUAAAUAUUAAAUACUUUAGUUAAAAACAAAAAAAAAAAUUAUAAACAAACAAAAUAGAAACAAAAAUAAAUUAUGAACAAUAAAAAUGAAAAAAAAAUUAAAAUUAUAAGAACACAUGGUAACCUAUCAACGCUUUAUUCUAUUGUUAUUUAUAAGAUUUAGAAUCAUAUCAUACAUGAGCAUGUUUUAUAAAGAAUCAUUAUUUGUAAAUUAAAAAUUCAAACUUAACUACAACUGAAAAUAAAAUAAAAAUAAAACAGUAUCAAAAUUUAUUUGAAGAUCAGGAAAAUAUUUGAUUUAAACGUGACAUAUAAAACAUUCCAAAAUUAUCCAUAUUGGAUUAGGUUUUAUUUUCUGAUAUUCAAAGUCAGGUUUUAUUAAUACCAAAAACAAACAAAUCUGGAUGGAACUACAUGACAUGAUGUUUUAUUUAUUUAUUUAUAUACAAAUUCAUGUUUCCAAAUUCUAAUGCAUCCCAUCAGUAAUUUUUGUACACUCCCCUUAGUUUUGAACUUUUGAUUAAGUCAUAAAUACAAAUACAGAUGCAGAAAGCAACAUUGAGUUUUUUGACUGGUUUACAUUAUGCGAAUUGACUCGCUUAAUUAAAAAUAAGUAAAUAUUACACUGAUAUAAUUAGGGUAAGAAGACCAGAUUUUUUACUCAAAAUGAGAAAAUCAAAAUUACCAAGUCAAAUAUUCAAGGAACCAUGUGAUACAAAUGAAUAUAUUGCCAUAGAGGAUGAACCUACAAAAAUCAACAUUUAUAUAAAGGUCGACUAAGUCGAGUGUUUAAUAACAAUUUACAAACCUCUAAGAAGGCUCUAAACAGUAAAGAAAUCAACCAUUCGCCAUUUCAAAACCCUCUUGACAUUCAAUUAUGAAUCCUUUGAAGUUCUUGUUAAUCAUCGUGGCCAUCUUGGUGGCCUUAUGUCCAGCAAUAGUCCAAUCUCGACAAAUAAAAUGUGACCGGUUGGGUGAGAAUUGCAUCGAGGAUGGAGAAGAAGAGACCAUGAAAAUGAGAUUUGGUUUGGAUGUGAGCCGUAAGAUUCUCCAAGCCACACGAUAUAUAAAUUAUGAUGCUUUGAAGCACAACGUACCAGCUAAACAACAUGGUCAAGAGGACCGAGCGGAUAACACAUAUCGUCGAGGUUGUACUCUCGCUACAGAAUGUUAUCGGCUUACGAAUUAAACAACAGGAAUACUAAUUUUUAUUUUUAGUGCAACACAGAAACAAAAUAUAGUUUUUUUUCCAUUAGUUUACAUUUUCUGUUUAUGUAUUUUUAUUACCUUUGAUUGGUAUCUUCAAUAAAAUUGAAAAGUUUAUUACUAUUUUCAAUAACAUCUAAUUCAUUGAUUCACAUAGCUAAAAAGGGCAAUUGUAUAUAUAACUAACCGAUCUAAUAAUUUCUACCAUCUAUUAUUAUGAAUUCAGAAUAGAGGAAACAAAAUACCAGCUUCAGAUUCUUAAGAUUUAAACAUUGGAGUAUUAAAACGAGAAAGGUUUUCGAAGAUUAACGACGGCUGGAUAGUUGAGGAAGAAUUGGUGAAAGGAUCGACUAUUUUUACUACAUUUAUUUUUAACCAAAACAAUAGAAGGAUAAUUUCUAUUGUAGAGUAAUAAACACCCUCCCAAACAUAUGACUUGAU
Messenger RNA from Brassica napus (rape), 2888 nucleotides. Its product is annotated as protein RALF-like 14. The coding region runs from base 2119 to 2430 and encodes 103 amino acids. The transcript has a single exon. The record is from RefSeq and is a predicted model, not a curated record. NCBI's taxonomy places the organism in Eukaryota, Viridiplantae, Streptophyta, Magnoliopsida, Brassicales, Brassicaceae.